This is a messenger RNA of Cetraspora pellucida, 1530 nucleotides long. NCBI's taxonomy places the organism in Eukaryota, Fungi, Glomeromycota, Glomeromycetes, Diversisporales, Gigasporaceae. The record is from the annotation of a GenBank genome assembly.
ACAAGGACUAUGAAAAUUCAUCGUCUCGUCUUUGCGUUCCUUCCACUAUUCUUGUCCACAACUUCAAUUGUUUUUUGUGACAAGUCGGCACAACAAUAUUUUGACGAAGGGAAUGAAUUCUUUGCAGACCAAAAGUACGACGAAGCUGUGAAAAGCUUUGUUGCCGCUAUUAAUCAAAAUCCAAAUGACUAUUUAUAUUAUUUUAAGCGUGCUUUAACGUACUUAGCUUUAGAAAGAAGUUCCUCUGCCCUUCAGGACUUUACUACAAUAUUAAAAUUGAAGCCUGAUUUUGACAAAGCACUGUUGCAGCGUGCUAAAAUAUAUAUAAAGGAAGGAUCAUUAAGUGAAGCUAAAUCCGAUUUGCAACAAUACCUACAAAAAAACGAGCAAGAUAAUGAAGGUCAAAAAUUGCUUGUAUCAGUUAAUUCAGCAGAGAAUUAUAUAAGUACAGCUGAAGAUGCUAUUAAUUCUGAGAAUCAUGAUGCAUGUAUAGAAAACGUUUUCAAGGCGAUAAAAAUUUCGCCACAUUCUCCACGUCUAAGGUUAAUUAGGGCACAAUGCCACUUAGCCAAAGGAGAAGUGGAAGAGGGGCCCGAUGACCCGGAACUUUCGAUACGCCUAUGUUUGCUAAAUUAUUUUUCGCUGUAUAAUCCGGAACAAGCGCUCCAAAGUCUUAAACAGUGCCUUCGUUAUGAUCCAGAGCACAAAGCAUGUAAAACACUUCAUAGGUUUAUUAAAAAUAUCAAAAAAGAAGUGGAGAGAGUUAAUAAUGAUAUUGAGGGACAUAGAUGGAAGUUAGCAAUAAGCAAGUUGCUAGAAUCACCUAAUAAAGGCCUUAUAAAUGAAAUUGAAGAAGAGCUUCAAAAUUUGAAUGAAGGCCGUCAACGAAAUGAGUUAUUAGUAAAAUUAUACGGAUGGACAUGUAAAGCAUACAAAGAGUUAAAAGAAGUUAAAAAAGCGUUGAAAUGGUGUGGUAACACUUUGGAAUUAGAUGAAAAUAAUGUAGAAGCACUGAUUAAUCGGGCAGAAGUAUUAAUGGAAGAAGAAGAUUAUGAAGCAGCAUUAAAUGAUUAUAAAAAGGCACUUGAUUUGACACAAGGGCUUGACAAUCGUAUUAAACAGGGCUAUUUAAAAGCUGAUCGUAUGCUCAAACAGUCUAAGAAGAAGGAUUAUUACAAAAUUUUAGGUGUUUCAAGGAAAGCGGAUAAGAAAGAAAUCAAAAAAGCAUAUCGAAAAUUGGCACAGGAAUGGCAUCCUGACAAAUACAAAGGUGAUUUAUCUCCAGAUCAAGUUGCCGUUAAAAUGAGUGCUAUAAAUGAAGCUUAUGAACUCUUGAGUGAUGAUGAAUUACGAGCGAGAUUUGAUAAUGGUGAAGACCCAAAUGAUCCAAACAGUGGAAGUUCACCAUUCUUCUAUUCAGACAAUAAUCCAUUUACUCAACAAUUUGGCGGUUUUCCAUUUACUGGGUUUCCGUUUAGUAGUGGCGAAAGCAGUGAGGGACAAUACCAGUUCCAUUUUAAUUUUCCUUAA